AUGGCAGCUGAGAACAGCGAUGCUUUGGAUAGAAGUUGUGCUGAGUUAUGGAAAAUAAUUGGUACUGUAUUGGUGCGGUGCAUGUCAAGCUUACCUGUGUGGAACUUCUUCGUGCUUCUGAGCCAAGUGCAGUUGAAGUAUGGCCCUUUUCUUGUAAAUCCUCAAAUUAUUAGGCAACAAAGAGGUCUUCUCCAAGAAUAUGUGCAAUCAUUGUUGGGUGAGGGGAUUAUAAAUGACCAAUUUGCUUCUGUUCAGACUUUGAAAAGCGCCGAUGAACCUGAUGCCAUUAUAAAACUGAUCACUUCAUAUUUUGUAGAUGUGGAAGCAGUAUUAUCCGAGCUCACGAGAUCGAUUGACUCUUCUGAGGCUGAUUUUGACCAGUUGGCCGCCCAAGCUAAUACCAUCAAGGAGAAAAGCUUGUGCAUAGGUGCUGAGCAUAUGAAACUCGCAUGUGAGAAUCUCAUCCGUGCCUGUGAAGAAAAACAGGGGCGAAAGUUCUCUCAGGCACUUGAUUGGAUGAAAUUAGAAUUUGCUCAAACUCAGGAUAAGUUGGAUGCAGUUGUUCAGAUGCAGAUGGAGAAGAGGAUUCUCAGACUUGGAAGCAAAGGGCCCAAGUAAGCUUGUUCCUGGUAUUUGCUUGUUCUGUUUAUUGCAUUGAAUGGCUUGGCAUCUGCUGCACAUAGAUUGAUAUCUUCAAUCAUGAACGUAAAAGUUGUAGCUUCUUUGUCUGUAGCUUUUUCCGUAAAUUUGCAGCAAACUAACUUUAUGCUGCUGCUAGGACUCUU
Molecule: messenger RNA, 785 nt
Organism: Rhodamnia argentea
Lineage: Eukaryota; Viridiplantae; Streptophyta; Magnoliopsida; Myrtales; Myrtaceae
Exons: 9
Coding region: 1-618 (205 amino acids)
Biological process (GO): phosphorelay signal transduction system; phosphorylation; cytokinin-activated signaling pathway
Cellular component (GO): cytoplasm; nucleus
Molecular function (GO): protein histidine kinase binding; histidine phosphotransfer kinase activity
Source: RefSeq, a predicted model, not a curated record